GCCCUUUUUUCCUUUAGGAGAAGGGCCCACGGACCCCUCCUGGGCGCCAUGGACUCCUCUGCCGCGGCCUCGUCCUCGUCCUCGGCGGGGCCCCUGGCGGUGGUGCACGUGGCCUUCCCGGAGGUGACGGGGGCGCUCCUGGAGAGCCUGAACCAGCAGCGGCUGGAGGGCAAGCUCUGCGACAUCGCCAUCCAGGUGCAGGGGAGGGUCUUCCGGGCGCACCGGGCCGUGCUGGCGGCCUCCUCGCCCUACUUCCACGACCAGGUGCUGCUCAAGAACAUGACCUCGGUGGUGCUGCCCAGCGUCAUGGACCCCGUGGCCUUCGAGGCUGUCCUGGGCUCGGCCUACACGGGCCACCUCAGCAUGGCCGCCGACGAGAUCGUCAACUUCCUGACGGUGGGCAGCGUCCUGCAGAUGUGGCACAUCGUGGACAAGUGCACCGAGCUGCUCAAGGAGCGGAGGGGGGCGCUGCUGCUGGGGUCGGCCGCGGCCCCCUCCUCGUCCUCCUCUUCUUCCUCCCUGGCCCCCUCCUCCUCCUCCCUGGGACCCUCCUCCUCCUCUUUUCGGGCCCACUCCAGCCGCACCAGUGAGAACCAGUCUCCCAGCAGCAGCAACUACUUCAGCCCCCGCGACUCCUCGGGCGAGGGCGGCCCCUCCGAGGCGGGGAAGUACCACCCCCGGGGGCCACUACUCGGGGGCGAGCGCGAGGCCUCAGAUGACCAUGACGAGGAGGUGACGGCCAUGGCGGUCUUCCCGGGGGGGCAGAAAGACCCUUUUGGGGGUGGGGGCAGCAGCAAGUUCAUCCUGGAGAUGGAGGACGACGAGGGCAGUGACGGCGGGGAGCCCGGCUGCAGCGUGCCCCCUGGGGGCCCCCGGCGCCCACCCCUCCACCGCCCGGCCUACCUGCGCCCCAGCAUCGUGCCCCAGCGGCAGUGGGUGUUCGUCAAGAAGGAGCGCCCCCAGGAGGACCUGGUGCUGACCUGCGAGGAGGAGGACGAGGACCCCGUGGAGGAGGUGGAGGUGGGGCCCGGGGCCCCCGAGUCAGCCGGCCUCAGCAUCUCCGACGUCCGCACGCUCACCGGCCCUGGGGGCAAGCUGGAGGAGCAGGUCAACUUCUGUGAGUCAUCGGAGGACUUCCCCUCGCCCUACGAGGCGGCGCUGCAGGAGGAGGCGGGGGCGCUGGGGCUGGGGGCGCUGGGCCUGGGGGGCUCCUCCUCCGCCGCCUCCUCCUCGGGCGCCCCCUCCUCCUCCUCCUUUUCGGGGCGAGGGGCCUCCCUCCUGCCCAUGGACAUGCAGGGCAACCACGUGGUGCUCUUCCCGGCGGGGUCCGGCCCCUCGGCGGCCGCAGCGGCCUCCUUGACCGCCUCCGCCUCGACGGUGGAGCAUGGGGCGGUGCAGCUGGCGUCCGGCUCGGGCGGGGACGGCAACAAGAUCUUCAUGUGCCACUGCGGCAAGGCCUUCUCGCACAAGAGCAUGCGCGACCGGCACGUGAACAUGCACCUGAACCUGCGCCCCUUCGACUGCCCCGUCUGCAACAAGAAGUUCAAGAUGAAGCACCACCUGACCGAGCACAUGAAGACCCACACGGGCCUCAAGCCCUAUGAGUGCGACGUCUGCGCCAAGAAGUUCAUGUGGAGGGACAGCUUCAUGCGCCACAAGGGCCACUGCGAGCGCCGGCACCGCCUCGGCCCCGGGGGCAGCAGCGCCGGGGGAGGGGGAGGAGGAGGGGGCACCAAGAAGGAGGGGUCUCCCUCCCCUGCAGCAGCCGAGGCCGAGUGGGGGGGCAACGGAGGGAGCGGACCCCCCGGGCGGUCACCCCGGAGCGAACUCGGAUUUGCCCCCGGGAGCAGCAAGAUGUGAACCCCCACCCUUCGUUCCUUCCUUGGAGGGCUUUCUUGCAGGGACCCUUUCUCUGCACAGCCCCCUCCUCAUCAUCGGGGGGGGGCAGCAUGGACUGGAUUCGGGGAGGGGCAGCCCGUGGACCCUGUCCUCCCUCCGUACU
Messenger RNA from Anolis sagrei ordinatus, 2002 nucleotides. The record is from RefSeq and is a predicted model, not a curated record. Lineage: Eukaryota; Metazoa; Chordata; Lepidosauria; Squamata; Anolidae.